Molecule: messenger RNA, 948 nt
Organism: Cornus florida
Lineage: Eukaryota; Viridiplantae; Streptophyta; Magnoliopsida; Cornales; Cornaceae
Product: receptor-like protein 34
Exons: 2
Coding region: 1-948 (315 amino acids)
Molecular function (GO): protein binding
Source: RefSeq, a predicted model, not a curated record
AUGGAACAUGAGUACAGAAACUUUGUGGUUAUGGACCUUUAUCAUAACUUUCUAACUGGCUUUGACCAACCUCCUUUAGUGCUUCCUUGGGUUAGACUGCACAUUUUAAACCUUAGUUCUAACAUGCUGCAAGGAUCACUUCCGACUCUACCCUUGUCCACCAUUGUUUAUAAUGUCUCAGACAACAAACUAGAUGGAGAGAUUUCACAACUGAUCUGCAAUUUGAGUUCUCUAUAUGCCCUUGAUUUAUCUUACAACUACUUCAGUGGCAUUAUUCCCCAAUGCUUGGGAAGCUCUACUGAUUCUCUGUCAAUAUUGAAUCUUCGAAACAAUAAUCUUAGUGGCCCCAUUCCUCAAAUAUACGAAAGAGGAAGCAAACUAAAAAUCGUCGAUUUGAGUCAAAACCAAAUUGCACGGGAUGGUGCCAAGAUCUUUGGUGAACUAUUUCAUGGUGCAAUAAGGCAACCUGAAUCGAGCUUUGCUUUUCCCAAGUUGCACAUCAUUGACCUUUCUCAUAACAGUUUUACAGGGGAGCUGCCUUCAAAUUACUUCCAAACCUGGGGAGCGAUGAAAGUCGUUGACAAUAAUCAGUCAUAUUUGCAGGCAAGGAAAGAGUUAACUAAAUUUGGUUGGCAGGUAAAUUACAGUUACUCAAUGACAGUAACAAACAAAGGGGUGCAAAUAAUAUAUUUGAAGAUCCUGAAUAUCUUUACUGUCAUUGAUCUCUCCAGUAACCAAUUCGAAGGAAAGGUUUCAGAAUCUAUUGGGAUUCUUAAGGGGCUUCACGUUCUCAAUCUUUCCGACAAUAAUCUUAUUGGCCAAAUCCCAUCUUCCUUGGGGAACCUAACAGAGCUUGAAUCAUUAGACCUUUCUCAAAACAAGCUCUCAGGAGAGAUACCUCAACAACUAAUCCCACUCACAUUCCUUGCAAUCUUCAAUGUCUCAUAA